Messenger RNA from Drosophila hydei, 6573 nucleotides. RefSeq lists its product as uncharacterized. NCBI's taxonomy places the organism in Eukaryota, Metazoa, Arthropoda, Insecta, Diptera, Drosophilidae. The coding region runs from base 259 to 6159 and encodes 1966 amino acids. Gene Ontology annotation, molecular function: protein binding. The transcript has 15 exons. The record is from RefSeq and is a predicted model, not a curated record.
UAACAUAUUUGUUUUUAUUUGAGACUAAGUCUAAAUAUUUUGGUGCUUGUUAGUAAGUAUAUUGGACUAAUUGAUGUGUGCACUGGAAACAGCCUAUCGCAUAUAUCCGAUAACUUGUAAAUGCGAUAACAAAAUGUUUGCUAUGGAAACAUGGCAAUAGUAAAAAAAAUUAAAAUUUGAUUUGUGCAACAACAAAAAUUAUAAAGAAGAAACGCUCUCAGCAGGUCCGUCAGCGACCACACAAAAAAAAAUUUAGUGAUGGCGGUGCAUGGGCAUGCAGAGCUCAAGGAGUUGCAGAUUUUUGAGCUUCGUCCGCUUAUUACGAAUUUCAGCUGUAAGCUCUCCACCGUCACAGUCGCACCGUUUGAUGAAAAGCAAUUCCUGUGCCUGGUCAGCGAGGAAAAUGAAAUUGUGCUGCGUUAUAUUAGCGCUGGCGGUGGCCAAGAGGUGCUCAAGAUGAUCUCCUGGUUUCGACGCACUAAUCGUGUCAUACACGAUGUCUGCUUCGAUCCUGCUGGUAUUUGGCUGCUUGUUCUCUGUUUCGACAAUACGCUGCAUAUUGUGCCCGCCCUGUCUCUGGUCGAUAAAACACACAAUUUGGCCAGCUGUUCAUUGUAUAGCACUACACAGGUGACGUCCUAUAUAAUACCAUUUGUUGGCCCGCACGAAUGCCCCAAUUCGAAGAAGUGUCCCAAUUAUUCUACGGCACGGAAUGAAAAUGUGGAGCAUCAGUGGAACUUGGAUCAGGUUUCAGACCAAUUGCAGCAUGUUAAGCUAGACAAAGAAGGUGCUAAUGUUAAUGAGGAAGAGCCGUUAGGACAUGAGCUUCCAGAGCAUUUGUUAGCCAAUGGCGAUUCGGGGGACUUGUCUUGCGAGGCCAUUCAAGUGCAAGCCCCGCCUUUUGAUACAACAGGAAAUAGCCAGGUCAUGGCUACCUCAUUCAUGGCUUCCAAGACAUGCCCGUAUCCGUUGUCCGUGGUAUGGUGGAAAACCUAUUCCGGGUUAAAUCGUGCUAUCAUUGGUUACUCUGAUGGCUCGAUUUGUUUCGUGGGCCUCAGUCCAAAUUGUCCCAUGAUAGCCAGCACAGCCAUUCAAACUGGUUCAGUGGUGCGUUUAACUAUUUGUAAGGACAAUACUUUCGAGGGGGUCAUGUUACUGGUCACAUCCUCCUUAAAGGCACAAUUCAAGUUGCUGCUGGAGCAGAAGGCCAUAAAGUAUGUCUAUCCUGGUGAUAGUUCGCCCACGACUCGCGAGGGUGCUUGGCAAAUUGUGAUGUCCGUGCAUGGAAAGAAUCAAAGUGGCGCUAGCUAUGAUGCACGGCAAAGCAACAGCUCUGAUCCAGCAUCGGAUAGCAGCCAGCUAGAGGAGGAUGUCUUUGCACCACCCUCCAGCGAAGACAUUGCUCCAAGCACCCAAACAGUUCCGCUUUCUACCGGUGUUGUUGAGUCCAAUGUGGUCGCCAAUGAUGGUAAUUCAAAAAUGCCAUCAUCGUCGCCUCCGCCGCCAUCCUUUAUUGAAUGCGGCGGUCGUUUACAUCAGCAGCAAUUGGGCGUGAAUAGCUUUGAUGGCAUAUUGCCAGCUACGCGGGCACGUCUUGCUUCGCUUAAAAGCCUCGGCUCCAAAAAAUUGCAAGCUAUUAAGAUGCGGUUAUCCGAUCAGCGGCAGAAAAUAGAAGAAUUCAUGCCUGAGACAAAUAUGGGCACAUUUGCUAUUAUGGACUCGCCAUCGGUUACUCCGGAACCUCUGGGGAACACGAAUGGCUCGUUUUAUAAUAUACAGAAUCUGCGUAGCACUUAUCUGUUAAGCGCCUUGCAUAGCACUAGCUGCAGCCUGACGGUGCAUCGAAUUGAUAUUAAUUUAAAGCCAUUGUUCGUAUAUAAGAUACCUCAACACUGUGUGGAUAUACUGAUUAGCUCUAACAUAUUGUAUGGUAUACAAUAUGUGGAUCUGCAUAGUCGCAGUGAAUCAGGUGAUUCUACGUCAUCAUCGUCGCUCGAAGAGCCGUUGAUGGCAAACACCGAAAAGGAAAGUCAAGAUGCAGACACUGAGAAGUUGGAGCAAACGAAUAAAAGCGACGAGACGAGCGCAACAACCACAAGUAAUGCAUCGAGCAUCGAUCAAAGCGAAAUGCCCACCAAUGCAAUAAAUGCGGUUAGCGUCAUCAGCAGCGCAAUGGCCUCGUUGCAUACCACCGAAGAUGAUCGUUUCAAUCAGCAAGCUCAGCUGGCGUUAUUUCGCUUUGAGCAGGAAACUGUGCUGCAGCUUUAUCAAAUGGCGCAAUUUCGGAAUCUGGGUGGCAGCAAUAACAACAAUGCCGAAACUCUGACAAAGGAGGAAAAGGCAAAGGCGUUCGAGAUCAAGGAUAUACAUACACCCAUGGACUACGUACAGUUCUAUGAAUCGGCUGAUAGUAGCAAUGAAUAUUCGUUGCGACAAAUGGAGAUAAUGCAGAGCGAGUUUCCCAGGAUCAACUAUGAUCCGUGCUAUGUUGUAACCAAUAAGAAUGUUUAUACUGUCCAGCUUAAAAAGGAACCAUUCGAAUUGUUUUUGGACGCUGCGCUGAUGAGUGAAUGGAAUCAGUGCCGAGAGUUUUGCAACACGUUUGAUCUAACCUUCGAGCAUUGCAUUGAGUUUGCUGGCGAUUAUUUGUUGCGUCGCAAAAAGAUUACCCAGGCCUUGAUCACGUACAAUGUGGCGCGCGUUAAGCCCAUACGAACGGCCCUCAAGCUGGCCAUGUAUGGGCAUACCUAUGCGCUGAUGCAAUUGAGCGCCAUGGCCCUGAAAUCAUCUUACAUAUUGCGAUCGACCUAUUUGUGUCAUCCGUUGCUGAAGAGCAUUCAGUCGGAUAUCACAUAUCGCCACUCGGAGGAUGUGCGCGACAUCUUGCAAGCGAAAGUGAAAGACGUGGGCAUUGUGGUAAAUAGUGGGGUAUCCUGCAGCGAUUAUCACUAUGGUAUCGAUGAGUCCAUUAGUGCAUUGCAAAUGUCACCCUCGUCACAGUUUCAUUUGGCCAAUUUGCUGUUGAUUACGCUAGCCGAGAAGGCAGUCAACGAUAAAAACUAUCUGCCUUUAUGGAACUUUUUGGUUACCAACACGAAGUAUCAUACGAAUAUGACCAGCAUUGUGCUCUGUCAGAGCGGCCUAUUUUCGGCCGCCAUUAUUUUGGCAAAAGUGCGCGGCGUUUGCUUGGAUACCUUCAAUGCUUUGGUCAGUGUAGUUGCCCAGGAGUUUGGCUGGUAUAACGAGCUCAACGUCUGUCUGUAUAAUCUAAGCGAAAAUAUAUUUAUGGAGACAAUCACAUAUUUGCCGCACGUGUCAAUGGAUUACUUUACUUUCAUACAGGACAAGUUGGAACAUAUUCGACCCUGUGUGUUACAGCGCCUUGCCAUGCAGCUAAAUCCUUUCGCGCCCUCGCUGCGUCCCAUUGUUUCGCACAGCAGCAGCUCAAGCAACAAUGACAAUAAUGAACACAUAUUUGAGUUCAGCAAAUGCCUAAUCGAAACCUAUUUGGCUGUGCUCUUACAUAUGGAAUCGCAGCGUGUUAAGCACGACUCUAUUGUAAAUGCUUUAUCAAACUUUCGCAUCAGCUAUGAGGACAAUCAGUUUGCCAUCGAAUCAUCACGUUUCAAGCCAAUCUCGGCUGGCUGUGCCUAUUGCGCCUGUGUUGUGGAUGGUGUGGCCUAUUUCUGGGGGUCCAGCGGCGUGCCCUGCUGCUUUAGCGCCCAGAAAUCAACAGAACCACCGGAGCCUGCACAUGCCGUGAAGACGUUGGAGCUGCUCUCGCAACUCGAUUUGGAGGUGCAUGCGCUCAAGUGUGGACGCCAGCAUACACUGAUACUCACCAAUAAUGGCCUGUAUGCCAUUGGCAACAAUAAUCUCUGCCAACUGGGUGUUGGACAGCAAAUGCAAAUGGCAUUACAACCUAUGCUGGUAACUGCUUUGGAUGCCAUGAAUAUUACCAUGCUGGAGGCGGGUCAAUAUCACAAUGCAGCCGUAGCAGAUGGCAAGCUAUAUAUGUGGGGCUGGGGCAUCUAUGGUCAACUGGGCAAUGGCAGCUGCGAGAAUAUGGCAACACCCACACUAGUCAGUUUCUUUAAGUACAAGAAAAUUUUACAAAUUUCGCUGGGGCAUGCACACAGUUUGGUGCUAUGCCAGGCAUCCCCCAACAACUAUACAGAGGCUAAUAGCAGUGGCAACGAGCUCUAUGUGUUUGGUUCCAAUCAUUUUGGACAGCUUGGCACUGGCAAUUCCGAUCAGAGUCAGGAUACAAAGACGAGUGUGCCAUUGCGCUUGGAACUGGGCAACGACUGCAGCUUAAGACUGAUACAUACGAAAUUUUUUACAAAUCUAGCUGUAGAUGAUCAGGAACGCAUGUAUACAUGGGGCAGUUCGCCUCAAGCGCUUCGUCUGGCCAAUCAAAUAAGGCGUCGUGCCAAUGCCAAGCAAAAGAUGGAGGAGAAUCAACAGCGUGAGCUGCUGAGUAAGCGACUGGAGGAAACGCUGCUGCCAGCACCUAGCAACAACAGCGUAUUGGUGGAGCCAAGCACAUCGUAUGCAGCUGUUGUGGCAGGCGCAAUACCCAAAUCCAGUGGAGAAACCAAAGAGUCCGCCCAAGAUGAGGCUUUGCCAUCUGAUUCUACGGAUAAUAUAUCAGUGCCCAGUAAUACAGAGUCAAUGCCAACAUCAUCUGCCUAUUCAACUGGUCAGCCAAUCGGUCUCGAGAUUGAUCCAACGGAGCAUUUGACGCCACAUCUAGUUGAUACCAGCGAGGUUGCUGGGCAAAUAUUACAGAUCUCAAGCGGCCUGUUUCACUUUGCAUUGAUAUCAUCUUCGUGCACGCUAUACACGUGGGGGAAGAAUCUCGAGCAUCAGCUGGGCACCGAGGACAAAGAUCGCCGACCUGUGGUCAAGCCAUCGCCCAUCGAUAGCAUCGAGAGACCAAUGUAUGUGGAUUGCGGCGCUGAUUUUACCCUUGUUAUGACCACCGAUCACAUUGUCAAGGCCUUUGGUGGGAACUCGAAUGGUCAGUGCGGCCGCGACUUGGGCGCCAGCUUGGAUCGUAUGCGACAACGCGUCGUUUGCCUGCCCACCACCAAGCGGUUAAUGCGUUUCGAAACCCAAUGCGUUGAUGCGCCUGUGGAGAUUAAUUUACCGCGUCCACGAAUACGUUUAGACCAGGAGCCAGUGCGUUACCUUAAGGUGAUUCCGCCAUAUCAGCCACACUUUUUGCAGCAGGCGAAUAUCAGCUUUGAGCAUCGUUACUCGCCCGAAACGCUUAACUAUAAGUCCAGCACAGACCAGGCGGUCACUGGCCAAGAUUCCGAUGACCUACUGAGCAGCCUGGAGAAUCUAAGCCACAACGAUGCUAGUUACUCAUACAAUGCGCAGCAUAUAGUCGACGUGAACAGUUCCCUGGAGCUUGACUAUUCGCCAGAAGAGCAAAGCUAUGUGCCCUUGCCCAACCAGGAAGUUAGGGGACUGGCUGACAAUGUAGCUCCACUACUGGGGGAUAGAGAUGAUGCCAGCACCCGUACGCCCAGCACGGACGGUGGGGAUGUGAAUGCAUUGCAAGCGCUGCGCCAUUAUAUACACUACUGCCUGUAUGCCUUCCAUGGGCUCUACAAUCCGGACAAAAUAGCCGAAUGUUCACGUCUGCUGCGCAAUGAAUAUCGCAUUAGGAUCUGUAUGCUCAAUUUUCGAUUUGUGGAGGCCUUUCAGCUUUGCCUGCAGAGCUGCGACAGCUCCCAACGCACUCUUAAGCUAUUUGAGUACUUCAGUAAGGACACGGGUUAUGUGCCCCUGCAUCGAUCCGAUCUCAAGCAUCUCAUCUAUCAUAUGUGUGUACACUUUUUGGAACAUAAGUUCGAUAUGCUCGAGUGUGAGCGCUAUUUCAUGGCCGAUCUGGAUUACUAUCUGUUGGAGCUGGCAUACGUGUUCUACUUUAACAACAAUAAUUCGGCACUCGAACAGAAUCUCAAUCAGAAGUUCAAGUCGCUGAUUGCAGCAUCGGAUAGCAACCAAUCGGCGUCCACGUCGUCGUCGAGUUUGCUGCAGGAUACGGAUGCCAUUUUUGACAGCUUUUCAGUCAAGUUCAAGACGAUUCUGUGCCAGCGCCUGCUUAGCUAUUGUGAUCAGGAUGCCAGCGGAGGUAGCAAUUAGCAGUGGCUUUGGCUAUGCGGUCAAUGGCGACGCUCGAAGGAAUCGCGGUUCUUGCUUUGAAUUUUGUUAAGCUCUUUUUUUCCUAACAUUCAACUUUGUAUAAGUUGAAAGUUUACUGUGUGUAUAUUUCUUUUUUGUUGUAAAACUUUUUUUGGUUAUAAUUUUUAAAGUUUUUACGAUUUGUUGUCAAUUCGAGCAGGAAACCAAAGAUCAAUAAUGGCGUCUCUUGCUGUGCCCGCCCAGACACCACACACACACAUUCACACUCGCAAAAUACACACAGAUACACCAUACACACACACACUUACACACACACACACAUACAUAAGUAAAUAUUAUAUAUUAUUGUCUAUUACCCGCCCACACAAAUGUUUAUACUUAAUUAAAACUAAUUGUUGUUUGCGGUUUUGCUGC